Caenorhabditis elegans is the source of this 2049-nucleotide messenger RNA. RefSeq names its product Catechol-O-MethylTransferase family (gene comt-1). Bases 42 to 1946 code for a protein of 634 amino acids. Gene Ontology annotation, molecular function: O-methyltransferase activity. The transcript has 11 exons. The record is from RefSeq and is marked reviewed. Lineage: Eukaryota; Metazoa; Nematoda; Chromadorea; Rhabditida; Rhabditidae.
GCUAGAUUAGGGCUCAUACUCAACAGUCGAUGCUAAUAACAAUGCGACUUGUUAUUCCAUUUGCUUUAAUUCUAACGUCAGUGGGAUUUGCUGACGGGUUUAUAUGGCUACCAUUUGCUAAUCUGGGAUCAAUGUUUGAAACCUUGAAACAAACUGCGUUUCAUGAAAAAUUGGAUUUCAACGAGCCAGACUCCCAGUAUUCAUUUUUGGAAUUUGGAAAAGACUUGUUCAAUAACAUCGGUCAAUACCUUUCAUCGGCAAUUGGGAAUGAGGAUAAGUUGACAAUAGCCACGAAUUUAAGAGAGCUUUUCAAUCUAACAACAUCAACUCCACUACCAAAAACGCCGAAAAGAUUUCGCCCGAAAAUAAUACCAGUUGAUAAGCCCGAGACAACAAGCAAGCCAACUCCAAGACCAAUGCCCACUGUUUUCACAUUUCCUUACACUACGCCACAUUUUACUACAAGCACACCAGUCCCUGAAGUUACAUCAACCUAUGAUCCCAGACCACGAUUUAGAUAUACAACCACUACCGAACCGCAGAUUAUCAAAUUCGUGAAGACAACAAAACCUACAACUACCACUGAAGACACUACCACAGAAGACGACAUCAUAAGAUUUACAACAACGACUGAAAGAGUCAGAUAUGCUACAUUUUCACCAAACAUUCCCAUGACCACCUCUACAACUCCAACAACUACAACUUCAACUUUUCCAACCUCAACAACUGAAAAAUCUACGACAGCUCAACCUUCAACGACAACGAAACCAACUACAACAUCUCCACCAACAACUCAAGUGAAGACUAUCUUGCCAGCUACAGAAGCACAAAAAAUUUUCACAAAGCCUCAAUAUCAAAUCUGGCCUACCACAACCCGCCCAAUGACAAGUACCUCGCAGGCUGUAAUAAGCUCAACCGAACAAUUCAUCCGUCCAUCAUCUAUUAUCCGGAACAAUGUUUGGAAGAAAGUGACACCUUCUGUGACUCCUGAAUAUACAACUUCUGUGUUUUGGACUACCCCAAUGUCAGUAACUGCAGAGCUUCCAUCUGAGCCAUCCACAAUCACAAUGUUGAUCCCUACUCCACCAAGUGAAUAUCAGACUGUUUACAGCUCAACGGCUGGAAUUCCGUUUAUCAUUAAAGCUAAAAAGUUCACACGCCCUCCAAUUGUUGAAAAAAUUGCGGUCACCUCUGCUCCCCACACCAAUAAAUAUGACACAUGUGUUCCCGAUCAAAGAUGCUCCAUCAAACUGAAAAGUUUUGAGACUUCUGAUCCUUUAUUCCAAUACUGCUACAGUCACUCAACAAUGAUCGACAACUCCAUUCAAGAUUUGCUCAGGGACACCCAAACCGCUUCAUCACUCCCACAACACAUUUCUUGGCACAGUUCAGUGACCCCGGAAAUUGUGCAACUAGUUCAAACUUUAAUGUCACUUUAUAGACCUUCAAGAUGUUUAGUAAUUGGAGUAUUCACUGGUCUUGGAUUACUCGGUGUCGCCGAAAGAGUUGAUUCUCGAGGAAUUGUUGUCGCACUUGAGCAUCCGGCCUAUGCUGUUUUCUGGGAUAAAAUUGGGCAGAAGCACGCAAGAAAACUCACGGCUACGCAAAUGUCCAGAAUUCAAAUGAGAACAUCUGAAAGCAUCGAAAAAUCAUUGCCUCGACUUGCAACAAAUGAACCCAACACUUUCGAUUUUGUGUUUCUGGAUGAUUUUAAGAGGGAAAACUAUUUGGAUGAUUAUGAACACGCAAUUCGACUGAUUCGAAGUGGUGGUCUUUUAAUCAUUAACCAGGCACUCAAUGGUGGUGGAGUGAUGUCAUCGAUUGAUCACAUGACCAACGAUGACAGGGUCAUUCGAAACAUGAACAUACGCAUCAAACAAGACCCCCGGGUUUCUGCUUCUCUACUUCCAUAUGGUGGCGGCACCUGGAUUGUUACAAAGAAUUGAUAUAAAAUUUGAAUUAACAUUGUUUUGUAUGUUUUUAUUUGCAUUAAAACUUCUCAAUCGCCACGUGUAAAGUGGUGUUCUUGUCCUCAAUCAAUCCGGUUCA